AUGGAUUUGGCCAGCGAAUCCUCGGUGGGCAAAACCGGGGACAAGUCCGAGGCAAUCGCCCAAGACCUCAUCGCUGUGAUGUUGUAUUACAUUCUUUUGGCAGUAUGCGUACUAGCUCGUGGAGAGAAAUGGAUCAGAGAUGUCUGCAUAGCAGCGGCAUUGAUCUUACCAGCCGUGGCUGCGGUGCAUGGGAUCGUUCUUGCAGCGCUCCAUGUAAAUGACGCUGCCGAUAUGGAUAUCUACGGGGCGCUUCAAUUUUGCUCCAUUGGCAUUCUCGCAGUUCCGUUGACGGUCAAGAAGUCCGAGACGUACUUCCACGAAAAGGGACGCAACACUGUCUUUGUGUGGACGAGUCUGUUACUAGCAGGGCUCGUGAGCUUGGCUGUCGAGUUCUACCGAUCCAAUUCUAUUCCCUGCUAUCAAGACAACAACGGCAAUCCAAUAUCGUCGGACCCGAGAAAGUUCCCUUACGGAGACAGUCCAUUAUGCGGUAUUACCUGUUCCCAGACAGACGGGCCGUUUUCUCGCUUGAGGCAAAAGGCUGCUAGUGAAAUUUUCGUGGUGCCGAGGCCGAACGAGCUUCGAUUUGGAAACGCCAUGUUUCUCGCGGUGGCAUGUUGCGUUCCGGCCAUAAUCUCGCUCAUCUCUAUGAGAAACAAGAUCGUUAUCACCGAUUGGAUCAAGAGGCAGAACGGGCCGCAGAAGGAAAAGGGAAACGAAUCCGAUGAAUCCAAGGAUAUACACAGAACGUUUAGCGGGUUCCUGAAUCUGAUCGAGAUCUUCGUUUUUGGCGGCGCUGCCUUAGCCAUUCUCAUCCUCGGAGAGAUCAAUCUUUGGAGCCCCCAGAUGGACUAUCAUACCGAGCCAUUUGGAAGCGUUGGCCAAUGGGGCACCAUUGUUGCAACAGGGCUAGCAAUCGUGGGAUCAUUCCUCAUUUACCUCCUAGACGGUAUAAACGAGGCCCCGAAAGACCCGCUUAGCAUCUGUGGCUGCGAACACUGUCGAUUGAUCUAUGAUCGGGCUCGAGAGGUAGACUCGGAGUCUUUCCAAGAAAGUGAAGAUGGGCAUGCAGACCACAUUGAGCAUGGCUUACCGCCACUCACGAGCACAUCUACGCGCGGAACUCAGGCAACCAAGCAAGGUCCGGGACAUAGACGAAAAGUCUCUGCCGGCCUGGUCAAAGUUGGCAAAUGGUUCGGCAGCACUACCGAAGAUCCAUUUGGGGCCCCCGACUACAGGGAAAGGCAGUGGCCAGAAGUUCCUGGAGAGCGGUUCAGAAGUUCCGCCUUGAAAGACACGGCUGAACAGUACAGCACAUACCGAGAACAUGAACCACAGGAGCCAGUAUCACCAGGACACCACUCAGGAAGCGAAGGCGGGCCCGCGACGCCACGACCUAUAUCACCCAUAUCACAGGAAUCGCCAUUGUCGCAUCCGCCACCGAGCAGAGCUAGGCCAAGGAACAACUCGGAGCCUGUUUAUUCACGAUCGCCAUCGCGGCGGCGACCAGGCUCGCCUUCUUCUCCGGCUGGAUCGCCCGAAGGCCCGCGAACUCGACGCCGGCAGACUCUUGAGGUCCCUGGGCAACGUCAUUUGUGA
Messenger RNA from Colletotrichum paranaense, 1599 nucleotides. RefSeq lists its product as uncharacterized. NCBI's taxonomy places the organism in Eukaryota, Fungi, Ascomycota, Sordariomycetes, Glomerellales, Glomerellaceae. The record is from RefSeq and is a predicted model, not a curated record. The coding region runs from base 1 to 1599 and encodes 532 amino acids. The transcript is spliced from 6 exons.